Molecule: messenger RNA, 3860 nt
Organism: Achroia grisella
Lineage: Eukaryota; Metazoa; Arthropoda; Insecta; Lepidoptera; Pyralidae
Product: lysophosphatidylserine lipase ABHD12-like
Exons: 10
Coding region: 271-1401 (376 amino acids)
Biological process (GO): phosphatidylserine catabolic process; monoacylglycerol catabolic process
Cellular component (GO): endoplasmic reticulum membrane
Molecular function (GO): monoacylglycerol lipase activity; phosphatidylcholine lysophospholipase A1 activity
Source: RefSeq, a predicted model, not a curated record
CAUUGCAGAAUGCGAUAAUCGCUUUUAACUUUGUGUACUAAGUUUUAAAGUUUCCGUCGAUCGAUAAAUGGACGCAUUACACACAAAAGAAUGUUAGUUUAUGUCUGACCGACGGUUAUUUUUAUCAUAUUGAGUUUAUUACAAAAAUACGAGUGUACAAGUUUCAUUUCUCAUUUAAUUUUGAUACCACAUAAACGUAUUCGUGAUUUUUGUUUGUGAAUUUGAAUCUCUAUGUGAAAGUCCAGUGUGCACUGUGUGCAUUUAUUAAAAAUGGUUUACUAUAAGGGAAUAAUGAUCUGUGUGCCUUUGUAUAUUGCGGGAACAUUCCUUCUUGGCACUACAGUAGCAAUUGCAUUGUUUGUGUUCCAUGUAGCCAUGGUGCCUAUGAUAUUCAGAUACUCUAAGACAUUCAGACGUAACUUAGUUUUUCUUAAUUUUGUUCAAUGGCCAUUAUACACAGACUUUGAAGAACCAUCGUCCAAUGGGAUUGAUGGUGGACGAAAUUUCACCAUCGAGUACCACUCGAAAGUUGAUAAUUGCCCAAUACGAAUUGGAAUAUGGCAUAUAUUACCAAAAUCAGUAUACGAGAGACUUAAAAACAAGUUUGAAGGCAACGUGGAUAAAGAUAAGCUGAACAAAUUGCUGGAUGAUGAACUGGUCAACUCCCAAACUCCAAUCAUGAUGUAUUGUCAUGGUAACUCCAAUUCGCGCGCGACUUCUCAUAGGCUGGCACUGUACAAGUUCUUUCAGCGAAUGGAUUAUCACACUAUAGCUUUUGAUUAUAGAGGUUAUGGCGAUUCGACAAAAGUGAUGCCUUCAGAAAACGGUGUGGUAGAAGACGCUCUAGUCGUGUACGAAUGGUUGCAGUCAACAAUCGAGAAGGCGGUAUUAAAACCUGCCGUGUUCGUUUGGGGGCACUCCUUAGGUACGGGUAUAUCCUCCCACAUGCUGGGCAAGUUGGAGCCUCUGUCGAGGACACUAUUGGAGCGCCAGACUUCGCUGCCGCCCCCCAAAGGCCUCAUUCUCGAAGCACCCUUCAACAACCUAGCUGAUGAGGUCAAAUAUCAUCCACUGGGCAAGUUGGUGCGGUGGCUGCCGUACCACGAGGCGUCGUUCUGUGCGCCGUUCCGUCGCGCGGCCGAGCCGGCCUUCAGGACCGACGAACACCUGGAGGACGCCCGGAGGCUGCCCGUGCUGCUGCUGCACGCGCGCGACGACCUGGUCGUGCCCGUCAUAGUAGGACGCAAGCUAUAUAAAUCUCUAUUGGCAUCUCGCUCUGAAGGCGGGGCGACUGUGAAGCUUCACGAGUAUGACAAGAAAGAAAACCUCGGUCAUACAUGGAUAUGUCACGGUGGUGACCUGCCAGAAGUGGUAGGGGAAUUUGUCAAUGGUCAUCGAUAACUCAUUAGGGAUGCAACGCAAUAACUUUUAAUGACGUAAUAUAUUAUUAGCGCACGUAUACUACCGUCCAAGGCCAUAUAUUAGCUAUUUUUAUAAAUAAAUGACGUCACAACUACUGGUACAAUAAAAGUAACCCUAUUCUCUUAUACAUAAGAACUACAAUUUUGUAAAGUCAUUUUGAUUGUUUAAAUGUGUCACUAUCAAUGUUAUGGGAAUACAAAUAAUACGUGAAAAGUGUUAAUUGUAAAGGGUAUAUCAAACCAAAAACCAGUGAUAGUAUUCACAAAUAUAUUGCGGGUUCGAUUCCUCGCACGGUACAAACACUUGUCUUCAUGAAUAUGAUUGUUUGUAUCGGCCUGGAAGUUGUGUAUAAUAAUUACAUUACAGUUGUCCAGUGUCCAUAAUACAAGCUCUACUACGUUUGAGACUAGAUGGCGCUGUGUCAAUUGCCUUGAGAUAUUAAAAAAAAUGGGUUUUGUUUUAGUACCAUUUACGAUUAACUCUGUAUUUAUUAAGUUCAUACAUAUAUUCCAUUGAAAUUGUUUGUCUAUCUGUCUGUAUGAACAGGAGGGUUUUGUAUGUAAUAAUUUUAUAAGUGUAUAACUUAUUAUUAUUUACUUAUUUAGUAUCUAAUAUUUAGUUACUCCGUUUUUUCGAUAAAAUUUAUCGAACAUAUGUUAUAUAGGUGUAGCGUAGCAGUGGGUAAUUUUAAGAUUACUUUCAGAACCACAUAGGGCAGGUUCGAUUCCAAUGUUCUAUAUUAAAUUUAAAUAUAUUUAUUUGUAAGCAGCAGGUUCUGUUCUUAUUAAUAAGUUCAAACGUUUGUUUACAUUACUCUGUACUCACAAAUGUAGUCUCUGGUCUGUUUUUUAAUCCCGUAGACAAAUUUGAUAUUACCAAUGUUGCCAGGUAUUUGCUAUUUUUAAAUAGGGAUGUGGCACUAUCGGAAAUAUGAAUUACCCAUUUUUAUAGGAUACUCAGAAAUAAUGUUUGAGUGUUUAUUUAAUAUUGUAAAAAUUACUAUAUAUACGGAAACUACAAACGUGUACUAUUUAUGUUAUAUAAUACAACGACAGUAAUUGAAACAUUAGUAUAUGUACGUAAAUUUUUAAAAUUUGUUGUAGAAAAGUCAUGUAAAGCUUUAAAACUAAUAUGUUAAAAUAAAAAUUUCCGAUUAAACAAAUCGGUAUCACAGGUACACCACUACCCCGCAUUAGUGUACAAUUAUAUACAUGGUAAAAUUUAGUCUUCGGGAUUAAAAAACAAACUAUAGUUGAUAUUGUAAAUAACAAAAUAUGACAUUAUUAUUUAUUUAAUUUACUAUUUUACAUAUAUUUAGUUAAUAAUAAUUACUUCAUAUAUAUUUCAAAUAAUAAUGACAAAUAACGCCGGUUAAAAUUCAUAUUGGAUAAUUUUUUUUUAGUUCCGACGGUCGCUGGUUCGAUUCCUCGCACUAAUAUUUGUAUCCAUAAGUAUGAUUGGUGCUAUUAUUGGUCUGGAUGUUUUUAAAUGUAUUUAAGUAUUUAUAUCAGUUUACCAACCAGAAACUAAAAUACCAUCCUGAUAAUCUGGAUGAAUGGCGGUCCUCCAUAGUGCGGUUUUCUGGAAACUUUCUGCCACGCACAACCACAUUGUGGAAUCACCUUCCAAAAUUGAUAUUUCCGAACCAAUACGAUAGUGAAAUCAAGAAAAAAGCUUAUUCCUUCUUAAAAGGCCAGCAACGCAUUUGCAAUUUCAAAAUCUUGCGGGUGCUAAUAGGCAGCGGUAAUCACUUAUCAUCAGGUGAUCCGCAAGCUCAUUUGUCCUUUAUGCUAUAAAAAAACAAACUGUUUAACUUUAGACUGGAUGGUUCUGUCCCGGUAUAUUAUUCUUAUAUUUAUUCGUGUAUUUUAUUAUAUCACUCAUUUAUGUUUUACUAACUUUUACAAAUUGACCAUUUUUGACCGAAAUAUAAAGUAGGCUAUAUGCUUCAUCACAAAUGCUUCUUAUACACAACAUUUUAUUAUAAUUACAAUAGGGAUAAGUCCACCUUUGCUCACAUUGUCUUUAAAAUACUAUUCUACUAUAUUUUCUGUAAACUUCGCUCUUUUUUUAUUAUACUCAAUACUAAGUACUUAGAUUUGAAAAGAGCGGCUGCAGCGUACAUUCCAAUGUGUACUUUAAUACCUUAUAGCUAAAGUUGUGUUUUAAAGUGCCUUGCGCAGUGAUAUAUUCCUAUUCGUGACUAUUAAAACGCAUUUUAUAAUUAUGUAUAUAUAUAUACUUUAUAUUGUAACAUUCCAUAUAUUGACUAAGGUUGUAACUGUGAGCUUUAAAUUAUAAUAAAGUUGCACAAGAUUUAAAAUGUAAUUAACACAGUUAAGAUUUCAUUGUCAGAUUGAAUUGGUUAUUCAAUCUGACAGUGAAAUCUUUACACUAACAUUAAUACUCAAGUUAAUAAUGAUAAGAAUAAUAAGAUG